This is a messenger RNA of Acaulospora colombiana, 426 nucleotides long. NCBI's taxonomy places the organism in Eukaryota, Fungi, Glomeromycota, Glomeromycetes, Diversisporales, Acaulosporaceae. The record is from the annotation of a GenBank genome assembly.
AUGGAUUGGAGGGAUCAUGGUCAAAUCGAGGGCACUCCCUUUGGCUUUACGGACAAGAAAUCGGAGCAACCAAAGAACACUUAUGAGCCCAACUCAAUGGUCGACCCCCGAACGGCCCCACCGGUAGACCCUCCUUCGCAAACCGCUCAGAGUAUCCCGACGGCAGAAACUGGUGUAAAGAGAUCUGGGAAUGGAUGCCUGACUGUAUCCGACCUUGUAUUCGAUGUUGGAAGGCCAUCUUUGAAUCGUGUAAAGACCGUAAGGAGCGACACCAUCGAGGCGGGUGCUGUUGGGGUAGAAUAUAGCAGUGAAUACAGCUUGAGAGUCGCCUUACGUUGUCCAUUGUGCAGCGGAAGGAAUUUCACAGAAGGCAACUCGAGAAGAAUACAAAAGAGAAUCUCACCACAUGUGACCUCGCGCAUAUAG